ACGUCAGCGCAUGACUGUGUUUUUAUGAAUGAAAGGAAUCCGCGGGUGAGUAAUCGCGGGCAGCUCGGGCCGGAGGCGCAGCGCGCCCCGCCCGCCCGCCGCGGGGACGAGCGCGGCCUCUCCCGGGCUGGCACGGGGCGACCAUGGCUGCGGAUGGGCUCUCCAGCAAGGCACUGAAGGUGAAGCGGGAGCUGGGGGAGAACACGCCGCUGCUGUCGGAUGAGGAGCUGAUGGGGCUGUCGGUGCGGGAGCUCAACCACCACCUGCGGGGCCUCUCCAAGGAGGAGGUGGCGCGGCUGAAGCAGCGCCGGCGGACGCUGAAGAACCGGGGCUACGCCGCCAGCUGCCGGGUGAAGCGCGUCUGCCAGAAGGAAGAGCUGCAGAAGCAGAAGAUGGAGCUGGAGUGGGAGGUGGACAAGCUGGCCCGGGAGAACGCCGCCAUGCGCCUGGAGCUCGACACCCUGCGCGGCAAGUACGAGGCCCUGCAGGGCUUUGCCCGCACCGUGGCCGCCCACGGGCCCCCCGCCAAGGUGGCCACCGCCAGCGUCAUCACCAUCGUCAAGUCCGGCACCAACCAGGCCGCCUACUCCUAGUGCCGGCCCCCCAUCCCCCGGCAGGGCACGGACCCCCCCCCCCCGGGGUACCUUCCCCCACGGAUCGACUCGAGGGUUGCCUCCCCAAGCCCUCCCUGACCUCUCCUCCGCUGGGACACGUCCCCCAAAUCCUCCCCCUCCGGUCCCCAGACCUCCUCUUGCUGGGUCAGCUCUCUCCAUGCAGGGAGAGCUGCCACCACGUGUGUGCUGGGGUGGACAGGACCCCAUCGGGGACCCCCGUGGAGGCAGCGGUGGCUCCCAAAACCUGGCACUACCCCACGGUGCCAUCCCCUGCUACAGCCCCCCCUGUCCGGGCACCCCUCUCCCUGGUGGGUGCGUGCAGGAGGGGAUGAGCCCACGCGGCUGGAGGCAGGGAAACGUCCCGUGGUGCCAAGCUGGUAGGAAAAUGGUGUGCCCCUUUUUUUGGGGAGGAUGGGGGAGAGCUGAGCGCAGCGCAGGCGCUCCCAGGAGCAUGUACCAGGGAGGGAAAUGGGGAGAGAGAGAGUUUGGUGGCGAUGGGCAGAUGGAAAAAGAUGGAAAGGGGCUGGGAUCGGCCCCAUGAGAUGGGAUGGAGAUGGUGAGGGAAAGUGGCAGGUCAGAGGGGGGGAGAGAAAGUGGCUGCAGGUUGGUGCCUGGGAAUGGCUGGGCAGGUGGGGAAGCGCUGGGGGAGCCCAGAGGUGACGGUGAUGGAGGGGGGAGUCCUUUGGGCAGGGAACAUGAGGGGCUCAGCCCAGGCUGUUGCCCAUGAAGGGGAGAAGCAGAGGUGCUGUUUUCCCUGUCCCCAUCACGCACAUCCUUCACGCCUCUUCCUGCCCGCGGGACGCUCGGCCCAGCCGGGCGUUUCUGCAACGCCGAGGCAUGGGCAGGAAGGAAGCAGAGGCAGCUGGAGCGGCGAUAAAACGCUGUUUUGCUCGGCGCAGGCCAGCUCGGACAGCCAGGCCAAGCCCAGCGCGCGCUCCCCUGCGCCCCGUUGGCCAUAAAGCACACGGAAAGGCCGUCCUGGCCUCUGGGAGCAGGAAUCGAGGCGGCGAGAAUUACAGGGAGAGGUGGGGGCGCGGGAGGUGGGGAGCCAGGGCACAGAGCAUCCCUGCUCCUGGGAGCCGCCCCGCCGGUGGUCAUGCCUCCCUUGGGGUUUUCCUCCAGCUUGGACCCCAGCACGGGACGACCGGCUCUUCAGAAGGCUUAAGAGCCAGAGGAGAGCUGGGUUUGGUGAGCACCGGGGAGGUAGCGGGAGGCAGACGCCUCGUGUGGCCUCUGCCGCCACCUGUGAUCGCCCCUUUCUGCCCCUGCCGGGGUAUCGCCACGCCAGCCGCCUCGGCUGCAGCCUCCAUCCCUCCCCAAAAAGAGGUGCCUGCCGCUCACGGGGAGGGCACCGCGGUUAGAGUCCCCCCCCCCUACCCCGACUCCUCUUGGGUUUAUUUAUUGCACGACCGUAAGUUAUUUUCACGUCCUCUUUGCCAUUCCGCCUCUCGGCACAGCCAGGAUGUUGGUACAGAGCCGUACUUUAUAUUUUAUAUAUGCAAAUCACAUUUUAUCUUAUACUUAUAUAGAGCAAAAAAAAAAUAUUUAUUUUCUGACUUACAGUAUGUGUCCUACCCGACUCCUCUGUAUUUUGUAGACUUUACAAAUAAAGCAAGUUGUUGUUUUUUUUGUUUUUUUUUUUU
Molecule: messenger RNA, 2257 nt
Organism: Oxyura jamaicensis (ruddy duck)
Lineage: Eukaryota; Metazoa; Chordata; Aves; Anseriformes; Anatidae
Gene: MAFF
Product: MAF bZIP transcription factor F
Exons: 3
Coding region: 144-593 (149 amino acids)
Biological process (GO): regulation of transcription by RNA polymerase II; regulation of epidermal cell differentiation
Cellular component (GO): nucleus
Molecular function (GO): DNA-binding transcription factor activity, RNA polymerase II-specific; RNA polymerase II cis-regulatory region sequence-specific DNA binding
Source: RefSeq, a predicted model, not a curated record